CGUUGGGCAUAAGUAACCGGGGUGGAGAAGACACGCAGCGACGUGGGACGGAAAACCCAGACCGUGUCCCAAUUCAGGGGCCGCCUCAACCAACGAGUGGACCCUCCCCAGCCCAGGCUAUCCCAGGAUUCAAUGUUCGCCGGUUUAGAAGGGAGAUAAUGGCGGCCAACGAUAACGCAAAUGGGGAAUAUACUUCUUUAAUACAGGGAGAUGUGACAAUCACUCACUUGAGAGCUCAUUGUGGAUAAGCUCAGCGAAACUGGGGUCAUCCCCCCACCAGAAAAGCCAGAGUUCUCUGCGACCCGGGGUGUGGUGUCUUCUCCACACACUCAGCACAUCAGCCGCCAAGCAUCGGCUGAAGCUGCACAAGAUAGGGUCCUCCUCGGUCACGGGGAACAGGAUGGGCGACGAGGGCGGAGACUCCACACAAGCAAAUCCGCUUGCGCGUCCCUCCCCGAGAAGGCGGAGCGCCGGAUGCGUCGACAAGAUGUCAACAACAUGCCGGAGUCUUCCAGAGGAGCGGACGCGGACACUGCAGUGAGGGAGAGACAACAAAGAGAGCCAGGAGGCCCGCCGUCUCAGAACGUCGUGUCUGCGAUAUCACAGUUCGCAGACGAUAAUCUAACACUCGUGCGGAACAUAAGCACUGGGCUGGCGAUUGCUGGUGUUCUCGUAAUAGCAAGGAGUAUCAGGCUGAUCACCAAAUUUCAAGCUGCGUCCGAGAUCCCGGCUCGUUUUAUUGAGAGGAACGUCAGCCUUCGUGGGAAAGUUCAUUCAAUCACAGAGAAGGGACUGGAAGUGGAGCACGUCCCGAUUUAUCUGCCAGUCCUCUCGCCAUUACUCUCAAAACACAAAGUUGUGUCCACGUCUUUUUUGCUGGUGCGUCUUGCCGGAGUGGAGCUGACCCCAGAGGGGAGGGUAUGGCUGCAGAACAACCUGGCUCCUGCUCAAACAGUCUGGCUAAAACUGAUCAGCCGCCAGGAUGACACCCUACAAUGUUUGGUGUCUCAAAGCAGGGGGUGGAUGUGGAGCUACUGUAUGAACGAUGAGGUCCUCAAGCUCGGUCUGGCUCGCACUGCGCCCAUCGCUGUCCUGCCUGACUCUCGCUUCUACUGGCGUCUCCACAAACGGCUGCACAGGGCAGAGGUCAAAGCUGAGAGGAAGGGGCAAGGUCUGUGGAAGAAGGACAGCCUAUGGGAAAGAGCCUCCAAGGCCACCAGGGACAGUGCUUUAUUCAGACUGAUGAGGAGGAUCUUUAAAAGGACUUGACUAAUCGAAUCCAAGGCAGAAUCCAAAAGAGUUUGUAGUCUUUAAGUUCUGAAGUAAUCAAAACCUGACAUCAGUCAUUAUAAUUUUUGGACACGUUUAAUGGAGUUCCUCUUCUGUACAUAAAGUGUAAAAAGGGUGUUAUGGCUUUUUUUUCAGUAAGAACAAUGGUAACAUCUUUCACUCACGAUACACUUCUCAGGCGAUAAAAACAGUUACAUUUGUUACAUUUACAUUCAUGACAUCUGUAACAAAAGAAGUAUAUGCUUCGACUGUGUUUCACCAUCUUUCAUAGUUUGAUUUUUAAAAUGGUUAUUCGAAACCCUGUCACAAGUCCUGAUACUAAUCCCUCAGCUUUCACUUACCCCCUUAACGCACAGCUAAGAACAGCCCUCGUGCUGUGUGUGUGUGUGUGUGUGUGUGUGUGUGUGUGUGUGCGUGUGUGCGUGUGUGCGUGUGUGUGUGCGUGCGUGUGUGUGUGUGUGUGUGCGUGGGACACCCCACUAAACACAAGAUGGGGGCGGGGUAUGUUAAUGGUGUUCAAAAUGGAGAGGGGGGGUCCACUUGUCCCUCUCUGAAAUCACUGUUGCUAUAGAAACAGCAAAUGGGAAAUACAAAGGAGAAAACUCUAUAUUGACCGUCCCAAACCCCAUGGGAGCAUUAUAUGCAGUCUGUGUGUGUGUCUGUGCGGAGGGGUCUUUAAGUGCCAAUGACUAGGGCUAGGUGUAAUGUGUCCAAGACAUUAGAGUAUUCUAUCACUGAAAUACAAGAGAAAGGUGACCAAACCUGUAAAAUGUGAUAUAUAUGAUUAUAUAAAUUCCUAUAAACCCUUGGUGGAAUAAAUAAUGUGUUAAUCAA
Scophthalmus maximus (turbot) is the source of this 2124-nucleotide messenger RNA. RefSeq names its product c18h3orf33 homolog (H. sapiens) (gene miso1). Bases 475 to 1269 code for a protein of 264 amino acids. The transcript is spliced from 7 exons. The record is from RefSeq and is a predicted model, not a curated record. Lineage: Eukaryota; Metazoa; Chordata; Actinopteri; Pleuronectiformes; Scophthalmidae.